This is a messenger RNA of Diatraea saccharalis (sugarcane borer), 853 nucleotides long. The record is from the annotation of a GenBank genome assembly. NCBI's taxonomy places the organism in Eukaryota, Metazoa, Arthropoda, Insecta, Lepidoptera, Crambidae.
AUAGGUACAUUAAACUGUCUCGCGAGUUGCCGCAGACGCCGUGGGUGGUGAACGGCCGCCGCGUGAUGGAGUCCUCGGUGCAGGAGAUCAUAUUCGAACCGAUAGCCAACAUGUACGGCAUGUCCGCGGCGGACAGCGAGCGGCGGCUGAAGCUGGUGAGCGCCGGCCGCGAGGACGUGGACGUGCGCUGUCUGGGGGGGGGGCGCCCCUUCGCGGUCGAGGUGGCGGACCCCAGCAGGGAGCUGAGCGCGGAGGAGCUGAGCUCCGCCUGCGCCCAGAUAUCGGCCAGCGGGAAGGUGGUCGUCAACGAGCUCGUGCCGGUCACCAAGCAGGACCUGGCGGAGCUGAAGAAAGGCGAACAGAGCAAAUGUAAGACGUACGAAGCGCUCUGCAUCAAACUGACGUCCGACGGCGACGGCGACGACGCGGUGCCCGGCGAGUGCGGCGCGCGCGUCACGGCGGCGGACAUAGCGCGCGUCAACGCCUACCGCAACGUGGGGGAGGCGGGGGGUGUGGAGGGGGUGGAGGGGGAGGGGGGCGCAGCGCCGCGCGUGCGGCUGGAGCAGCGCACGCCGCUGCGGGUGCUGCACCGCCGCCCGCUGCGGGCGCGCACCAGAUACAUAUACGAGAUGCACGCGCAGCCGGUGCCCGAGCACCCGCAGCUGCUGGUGCUGCGCGUGCGCACGUCGGCGGGCGCGUACGUGAAGGAGUUCGUGCACGGCGAGCUGGCCCGCACGCGGCCCGCGCUGUCCCGCGGCGUGCUGCCCGCGCGCCUCGACCUGCUCGCGCUCGACGUCACGCGCGUGCACCUCGACUGGCCCGCCGGCAGAUAAACGCACGCAACGCGCAUACC